UGUUGUGUUGAGAUGGUGUACAAUGUGUGUUGACAGCUAUGCAGACAGCUUUGAGGUAGUCACCCUGGGUGACAGCGACUUUGAUGACGACGCGAGCGUUGACAGUUUCGAGGAUGUCAUCAUGCCAAGUGAGCUGGAUCCCUACCGCACCAAGCGCUGUCCAUGUGACUGUCACAAAGACCCUAACGAUAUCAAGCUGCACAAACGCAUACGGCAUUGCUUUAACUGUUGUCUCAAGGUGAUUGACGGGAAGCUGUACUUCCAACCCAGCAGCAAGAAGCUGCAUCCAGCUGAAGUGGUUGUCCAUGAAGCUGUGCCCCCAUCCCCACAAACCACCACCCCGGAGUUGGAGGACGACCAGACAGCAGACAAGGAGAACCACAACUGUCUCAGUGGUCGGCCCUCCAUCGUGUCCCCUUCAGUCAGUCACUCCUCGCCAGCCAGGGCAAAGAAGAUCAAGUUAAAAAUCUGUCGUCAGAAGGCUGGCCAGAAGAGGUUUCUUUCCCUCAGUGAGUUAGGAUCUUCUCCAGUAAAGAAGGAGCUGGAGCCAAGCUGCGACUCGGAAGGAACCUCUGACGUGGCAGGAAGUGCUGAUGCUGACACAGGUGUCACGACAAGAACAAGGAAAUCACGUGAAAAGAGUUCUGCUACACGGACGUCGGACUAUGUUGUGAGUGUGCCCGAUGACCUUGUCGCCAACCCUCCAGUGAUCAUGCAGGACCAGAUUAUGCAGGAGGAUCAGAACGGUGACUCCCAGAGUCUUGCAACAUCUAACCCUGUCAUGGUCACAUCCUUUAGUGCCGUGUUCACCUCUAGUGCUGCAAUUACAACUGUGUGUCCCAGUGUUCCGACCCUGGUCCCCCAAACAGUCACCACCCCCAUAAUCCAGGUUCCGGGGUCUGACAGACUCAUUGGGACUACACUCAAUACAACCAAGCCACCAGGGCAGACAGGUGGAUUUGUGAAACUCUCUCCAUCAAAGGGUCCCUCUAGUCCUAAUGUCACACAGAUCUCCAUUGGAGUGACUCAGUCGUCUGGGAGAUCAAGUGGAACUGUGAAAAGUGCAAAAACAUUAACAAUUGGUUCCUCAAUCUCAGCACUGUCUGGGUCAGUGAGGGAGCAUAAGAUUCCCAGGGAAGCACCAUCAUUAACAAAUACUGAGGCAGUAAGAGCCAAAGGGGCUGUAAGUUUCCCUAAUCUGAUGGCAGUUGGAGUAUCUCAUACCGAUGCCAUCACACUUAACAGUGGCAAACAGAUGCCCACACCGACAGCAUCUGCAACCAACACUGCAUCACAAGUCCGAGCCUGCGAUGGUGGAAGUGUGUCUGGAACAGGCUUUGGGAUGUCCAUUCUGGAGAUGUUUGAUGGCCCCUCUAUGCAAGGGGAUGCAUCACAGAGUUGUAUGUCUGACAUUCUUGCCAAGGCAAUGAAGACAGCAGAGAUAAGUAGAAGUGAUGCAGACAUAUCAAUGUCCAUGGACUUCAUGAACAAUUUCAUGGCAGCAAAUUUCAAAACAUUUGGAUCAAGAAAUAAUUCCCCAGUAAAAUGUAUGCCUGUUUUAAGUGAAGCGACCCAACAGGGUGUAAUAACAUUGAAGGAACAUUUAGUCAGAGCUGGCAUCAUCCACAAGCCAGAUGACCUUCAAGGUGGUACAGGUAUUUCCCAGUGUAAUCAGCCAGAACCUAUUGUUGGACAGUCAGGUGGACUGGGGAACUCUGUAACAACAGUUGCUGGAAUACCAGUGACGCUGGUGCAACCUCUCAGUACAGAAUGCAGUGGCACAGGGGCAGAGUCCCUUCCACUUGGAAUGUCCAGUAAUGUGGGUAAACAGCAGAAUCCUCCAGUGUUGAAAACCUGCACUGUGGGUGAACCCAGUGUACAAGCGAGCCAGGCAGCACUGUCCAGAGAAGCAUGUGCUGUUGUAGAGGGUGAUGGUGUUUGGGGGACACGCCAGGCUCCAACGGAGGGGAGAGACGGUGUUGCACAACUGGGGGCAGUGGGUAGUAGGACAACAGUACCUGUUUCAGAGGAACCGAUGGAGUGGGAGGAAGAAGAGGAGACUGAGGUGGAAUGGACAAAGGACAUGGACAAAGUUUGCCUCGAGAUGUGUAAGAAGAGUGGUCCUGGUGAUGAUACGUUUGCACAAGUUGCAGAGAAACUCAAACUUGUCACCCCGAAUGAGGUUGCAGCGAGAUUUCAGAAGCUGAUGAUACUUCUGUCAGGACUGGAGAGUGAGGAUGACAGCGAGCAGGAUGACUGAGACCGUGAUCAAGUCAGAAAUUCUGAAUUCUCAAUGUUGACAAAAAAGAGCACUUUGUAUUCAACUUGUAUUUCAGCAUUACACAGUACAUAUAAUGGGAACUGUCAAGGACCAUUGGGGUCCUCCUUGGAUGCCUCCAUUUAGACUACUGGAAAUUGUUGAUCUUGUGUUUGUUGGCAAGAUUUUGCCAAAUGUUAAUGUUUUGGUUCAUGUUGGCUUUGCUUUGAUGAGUUCAAUAAGUUCAGCAUUUCCUGGAAUGAAGUGCUGCUGAGUUUGAAAACAUGUUGACCACAGCUAUCCUUACAAUCUGUUAUUGUAAGUAGUCUUGAGGAUGGGAACACAAUCUGAAGUUGGUCUGAAUGAUGACCAGCACCUGUUCAUGUUACAGCACGUUACAUCUUGCUGUUCCUCAUGAUGUGUACAGUAUGUACAUAACAUUGUAUAGAAUACCUUUAUGGCAUUGUAAGGAUGCUGUUGUCAAUAAAUACUCGUUUCACACAGA
Messenger RNA from Haliotis rubra (blacklip abalone), 2762 nucleotides. RefSeq lists its product as uncharacterized. Gene Ontology annotation, cellular component: nucleus. Gene Ontology annotation, biological process: regulation of DNA-templated transcription. The record is from RefSeq and is a predicted model, not a curated record. The transcript has 6 exons. Gene Ontology annotation, molecular function: transcription coregulator activity. Bases 23 to 2260 code for a protein of 745 amino acids. Lineage: Eukaryota; Metazoa; Mollusca; Gastropoda; Lepetellida; Haliotidae.